Messenger RNA from Taeniopygia guttata (zebra finch), 936 nucleotides. It is a transcript of the gene DDIT3, whose product is annotated as DNA damage inducible transcript 3. Gene Ontology annotation, cellular component: CHOP-ATF3 complex; CHOP-C/EBP complex; cytoplasm. Gene Ontology annotation, biological process: ER overload response; negative regulation of transcription by RNA polymerase II; intrinsic apoptotic signaling pathway in response to endoplasmic reticulum stress. Gene Ontology annotation, molecular function: transcription factor binding; DNA-binding transcription activator activity, RNA polymerase II-specific; RNA polymerase II cis-regulatory region sequence-specific DNA binding. NCBI's taxonomy places the organism in Eukaryota, Metazoa, Chordata, Aves, Passeriformes, Estrildidae. The record is from RefSeq and is a predicted model, not a curated record.
CGCCCAUUGGCUGCCGGGGGCGCGAGCGUUGCGUCAUGGCGCCGUUAAAGCGGCGCGGCGCGGGGGGCGGGGCGCAGCGCGGGACGAUGCGGACGAGGAUGAACCGGGAGCAGCGAACGGAGCGGGGCCGGGGGGAACCGGGACCACCCAGAAAGGCAUCCAGGAGAAAGCGCGUCCUCGCUGACCACCACACCUGAGGCAGCCCGCGCCGGGCCCAAGGUGACAAUGGCGGCCGAAGGGCUGUGGGGGCCGGGCGGGCCCCCCAGCUGGGAGCUGGAGGGGUGGUACCAGGACCUGCAGGAGGUGCUGGCGGCGGAGCCCCCCGGGACCGGCCCCGCCUGGGGCGCCGAGCAGGCGGAGCCGGGCCCGGGGGGCUGCGGGCUGGACGCGGCUCUGGCCGAGGAGCUGCUGGAGCUGCUGGGACCGGAGGCUCCGGUAGAACCCGCGACCCCCGGCGGGAGCGGCGCGGCGCCGGGCCCCGCUGAAGAGGAGGAUGAGGAUGAUGAGGAGAAGAAGGCGCGGAGGAAGCGGCGCGGCGGCCCCGCGGCCCCGCGGCUCCGGGACGGGGAGCGGCGGGUGCGGGAGCUGACGGCGCACAACGAGCGGCUCCGCGCCGAGAUCCGCCGGCUCAGCGCCGAGGUGCAGCGCACCCGCGCCGCGCUCAUCGACCGCAUCGUCAACCUGCGCCACGCGUAGGGACACGGAGCCGCCCCACGGCGCGGGACACGGACACGGAGCCGCCCCACGGCGCGGGACACGGACACGGAGCCGCCCCACGUGUAGGGACACGGACACGGACCCGCCCCACGGCGGGGACAAGGACUCUGCUGCCCCACGGACUGCGGGGGCAGCCUAUGGACAGACGGACAGACAAGUGGAAGCAGUUUCUCCACGCACUGUACAGCUCUUUUCGUUUAUUACACGCGUGUAGCCACA